Molecule: messenger RNA, 671 nt
Organism: Cryphonectria parasitica EP155
Lineage: Eukaryota; Fungi; Ascomycota; Sordariomycetes; Diaporthales; Cryphonectriaceae
Exons: 3
Source: RefSeq, a predicted model, not a curated record
CUCCCUCACCUCCAUCUUCAUACUCGGCGUCGCUCGUUGUCACUCAUUCAACAAGUUCAGCUUAAGAUUAUUCGCUUUUGUAAUAACUCCAACUAAUUCUUUCAGAGACUUCUUCAAAAACCCCUUCACGAGCAUCUCGCUACAGCUCUCGCAAAAUUUCCUACCGAAUUUUCAACCCAUCUCAGACCAGAAUCGAACGAAUAGUCGUCAAGAUGCAGUUCACAGCCCGCCUCCUUGCCAUCUCGGCCGCCUUCUCGCAGGUGCUUGCCCUGCCCGUCCUCACCAACAGCGCGUACGACGUCACUGAGGGCGAGGCUUUCGACAUCACCUGGACGAAUGCCACCGGCAGUGUGACUCUGGUUCUCAAGACCGGAAUCAGCACUGACCUGAGUACCGUCUCCACCAUCGCAACUGGCCUGACUGGCGACUCGUAUGAUUGGACACCUGAGGACAUCCCCAGCGGCACAUACGCCAUCGCCAUCACGGAUGACUCGGGCGAGACCAACUACUCGCCUCAGUUCACAUACCAGGGCACCGGUGUCGCUUCCACCACCAGCACCUCGGCCUCUGCCACCAGCACCACAACCACGACCUCUUCCGGUACCACCACCUCGACUGUGACCUCGGCGAGCGGCUCUACCACCCUGACCUCCACCGCGACCGGCGCCAGC